This is a messenger RNA of Durusdinium trenchii, 1731 nucleotides long. Lineage: Eukaryota; Dinophyceae; Suessiales; Symbiodiniaceae. The record is from the annotation of a GenBank genome assembly.
GAAGUUCAACCGACCUUCAGUGGGUCGAGAGGGCACGUGUUCUCCCCCGAUGGCCGGUGCGUCCGAGGGCGAGAUUCCUGAAGAAGAGUGUUCGCCAGAGGGCCUGGAGCAAACGAUGCGUCGCGUCCUGAAGUCGGAGCUGGAGGCACAGACCGACUUGCUGCGGCAGCAAAUCAAUGAGGAUGUGAGCCUGCAUUUCGCAGAGCGGUCGGUGGAGGCGCCUGAAUUUGGAGGCUCAGGAGAUCGUGGAGGCCUCCAUUACCUUAGAGAACUCCUUGCGUGACCACAAGGAAUUCCUGCAGAAUCUGUUGAAUCAAGAUGCGUUGAAAUCCAGCAGUCAAAAGAGUCUACCCCAGCUGAACCUCAAGUCAGGAGCUCCGGAUGACUGUUGAAUGCGGGAGCUUCGCACUGUGCACAAGCCUGGACGGAUGGGGCUGAGGCUGGGACGCCGAGGUGGUACCGAAUGUACCGGUGUCGAACCUUGAAGCCAUUGAUGAGCAGGCCAACCAGCCGGAUGGGACGCCUCAACGCAUCCGCAGAGGUGUCAUCCACAAGAAGGCGAUGGCCGAUGAAUUCAUGAAGGAUGUGCGGGAAGAAGAGGAGGAGGAUUACCUAGCGGAGGACGGGGAAGCAGCCAAAAGCAUCAGGGCUCGAGCACGUUGGUUGUUGUCCCAGCAAUGGUUCGAUAUGAUGAUUGGAGCUUGCAUCAUCCUGAACUCCAUCAUCAUUGGUAUUCAGGCAGAUUGGAAUGUGCGGAACAUCUCUGUUCCCGAGCCUGAAGGCUUUGGAGUCUCCGAGAAGAUCUUCGCAGUGAUCUUCACCGGAGAGUUGCUGCUGCGAAUCGUUGGCCUAGGCUUUCGCCGAUUCUACUGUGGCCCUGACUGGAAGUGGGCGUUGUUUGACACCGUGGUGGUCUCGCUUCAGCUCUUCGAUGAGAUCAUCACGCUGGCAGUUGGGGACGACAGUGCGGCUGGAAGCCAGGGGAACCUGGGCUUCAUGCGGGUCGUGCGCGUCCUGAGGUUGUUGCGGAUCUUGCGCUUGGUCAGAAUCUUGCAGUUUGUGAACGAGCUUCGCACGAUGGUGAUGUCCGUGGCGAGCUCGAUGCGAUCGUUGGUCUGGACGCUGGUUCUGAUGCUACUCAUGAUGUACAUCAUUGGAGUCUAUUUGUGCCAAAUGAUCGCGGACAGCGGUGCCGAGGACGCAACCAUCUUGACGAAGGACUUGGUGGAUUUCUACGGAAACCUUCCACGUGCCGUCUUGUCUCUCUAUCAGGCCAUGACCGGCGGAGUGGAUUGGAAUGACUUGAGCUUGCCCUUGGAGCCCAUCUCCCCAAUCAUGUCCUUGAUCUUUGCCCUCUACAUCGCCUUUGCAGUACUGGCCAUGAUGAACGUGGUCACCGGCGUUUUCGUGGAGUCGGCUUUGGGCUCCGCACGCGAGGACCGGACGAAACGGUGUGGAGAGGUCAUCCAUGCAGUGCGGAAGAUCUUCAACAUGGGAGAUCAAAACAAGAAUGGUGCCUGGACGGCAGUGAUCGAAGCCAUCCCGUUGGAAGAUCCGCUGAACAUGCGAUACUUCAACACCAUUGGAAUCAAUUCCUCCGAGGCUCGGGGGCUUUUCAACUUGUUGGACGCGGAUGAUUCCGGGAGCAUCAGUGUCCAGGAGUUCAUCCAAGGCUGCCUGCGCUUGCGAGGUCUACUGGCUCCAAGAGAGGCUUGACUACGUGGAGCACAG